Molecule: messenger RNA, 1452 nt
Organism: Aspergillus niger
Lineage: Eukaryota; Fungi; Ascomycota; Eurotiomycetes; Eurotiales; Aspergillaceae
Exons: 6
Coding region: 1-1452 (483 amino acids)
Molecular function (GO): FAD binding
Source: RefSeq, a predicted model, not a curated record
AUGGCGGCCGCUGCCUUGGACCAGCUGAGAUCUAUCUUUCCCGAUGAUAGUACCGAUAAAGUGGUGAUCAAUGAGUCCGCUGACAAGUACCAAGCUGCCGUGACCUGCCCUUGGUCACAGACUUGCUGGACUCCUGCGGCCGCAUAUGUCUACCUCAGUACUGUUCAGGAGCUAACCAAAGCCCUGGCUAUUGUACAAGAGACUGGUACCAAGUUCGCUGUCCGCACGACCGGCCAUAACCCGAAUGCAGGAUUCAGUAGUGCCGGUGAAGCAGCAGUGGUGUUAGAUAUCAGGCAGCUUAGGUCCAAAGAACUACUCUCUGAUCAAGGGACUGCACGCUUUGGGUCGGGAAAUACCUGGGGUGAGGUAUAUGCUUGGUUGGAGGAGCGAGGACUAUCGGCCAUUGGGGGGAGGGAUUCCCAAGUAGGACUAGGAGGCUUUCUCUUAGGGGGAGGUAUGGGGGCUUUGCCUAAUCUUUAUGGACUCGGCGCUGAUGGUGUGAAGAACUUUGAAAUCUUACUAGCAGAUGGCCGCCUCGUCAAUGCUAAUAGAAAUGAGAACUCCGAUCUCUACCGUGCCCUGAAGGGUGGUGGCUCUAAUUUUGGUAUUACGACUAAUUUCACUAUCACAACAGGUAUUGUGACACGGUUUGAUCUUGAAACUCACCCUUUGAUAAAGGUUCAAUAUACCAUCAACCUCUAUAAUCCUGAGGAUUAUGUGGCAAUCAACCAGGCUACUUUCGAAGUUCAACAAACUAUGGAGGAAGAUCCUAGGAUUGGGCUGUUCACCAAUUUCAAUAACGGCUUUGUUGCAGUAGGCCUACUCUAUGGAGACCAUCCAGCUGAGUCUGAGGCCCGAGAAACUUUUAAGCCGUUUCACAACCUCAAAAGCCUGAUGACAACAGUCCUACCCUCUACGAAUGGCACCCUUUUAUCUCUAGCUCAAGCUAUGGGCCAUGCCCAGACAUCCCUCAAACGGGCUAUUUGUACAGUUACCACCCGAAACUCAACUGCGCUUUACGACGAAGUGUAUAAAGCCUGGGUAGAGGUCCGUAAGACCCUUCCAGCUGAUACUGUCCUACAUUAUACCAUUCAGCCCUUUGGUAAAGCUGCUGUUCAAGCUGGUAAAGAACGUGGUGAGAAUAUCAUGGGCCACGAGAGUGUUCCACAAUGCUGGUGGGUUUUCACCUGUGAAUGGCCUAAAGAUGGCGAUGAUGCUGCUGCACAAAGUGCCGUGGAUAUCAUGUCUGAAAAAGUACAGUACCUGGCCAAGGACAAAGGCCUCCUUCUGGAUUUCAAGUGUAUGAGCUUUGCUACCGCUUCGCAGAGGGUUCUGGGCAGCUACGGGGUCGAUAAUAUUAAGCGGAUGCAGGAGGUAGCGGCCAAGUAUGACCCUGAAGGUGUUUUCCAGAAGCUGCAGAAUGGUGGCUUUCUUCUACGCGACAAUGUCUAG